Messenger RNA from Cynoglossus semilaevis (tongue sole), 3737 nucleotides. RefSeq names its product ATPase cation transporting 13A2 (gene atp13a2). The record is from RefSeq and is a predicted model, not a curated record. Gene Ontology annotation, cellular component: late endosome membrane. The transcript is spliced from 29 exons. Gene Ontology annotation, biological process: regulation of mitochondrion organization; regulation of autophagosome size; polyamine transmembrane transport. Lineage: Eukaryota; Metazoa; Chordata; Actinopteri; Pleuronectiformes; Cynoglossidae. The coding region runs from base 251 to 3640 and encodes 1129 amino acids. Gene Ontology annotation, molecular function: polyamine transmembrane transporter activity; P-type ion transporter activity; ATPase-coupled monoatomic cation transmembrane transporter activity.
UAUUAUUGUACCUGCGUUUCGACAUUUCCUCUUCUUUUUUUUUUUUGGAAGCGGAAGCGAGAAGUGUCUGGUCUAAAUCCGAGCUGCUGCAUUUAAUGUAUCGUCACUUUACAGAUUCUGUAUCUUUUAGCUACGUAACUUGCGUCUCAUUUUGUCAACUUUUACUGGGAGUUUAGGUAGUGUGGUGGAGCCCCUCAGUGGACUCCAAUCACCUUGUCCACGAGACCCACUGCUCUGUCCUGUCUCCCACAUGGAUGUCCAGGGGUAUAAGUGGGUGCGCUGGCGGGUGUGGUUGUGCCACCUGGCUGCGCUGCUGUCCUUUGGUCUCCUCCUGCUUGUAUUUCACUGGCGGCCACGGCUUGGUAUCCUGGCCCGUUGCUGCACAUGCCCCCUGGCUCUGGCAGAAGUUCUGCUGCUAAAAACUGAAUAUGGUGAAAGCUCUGUUGUGGAAGUUCUCACAGAGGAGAUGGAGGAUGGCAGUUUAGAAAUCCUCGAGGACCUGGAGGUUCCUGAAUGGAGAGAUACAGUUCACUUAUACAAGAAGGAAAAAACUCUGCUGCGCUACUAUUUGUUUGAAGGGCUCCGUUACAUCUGGUUGAACAAGAAGGGAGCCUUUUGUUGUGUGAGUGUCCUCAAUGAGGACUGGACUUCCAGAGACUUAUAUGGCUUCCAGGCUGGUCUCAGUCUCCAGGAGCAGAUCUUCAGGAGACGCAUUUAUGGGCCCAACGUUAUUGAUGUGCCUGUGAAGCCUUACUUAAACUUGCUGUUUGAGGAGGUCCUCAAUCCAUUCUAUGUGUUUCAACUCUUCAGUGUUAUACUGUGGCUAAGUGAUGACUAUUACUUCUACGCCAUGUGUAUUUUACUCAUAUCCAUUUUUUCCAUUACCAUCUCUCUUUAUGAGACACGCAAGCAAAGCAUCAUUCUUCACAACAUGGCCAUGUCACUUACGACUGUUACAAUACGCAGAAGCUCAGGAGCUGAGGAACGGGUGAACUCAGUCGACCUGGUCCCUGGUGACUGUAUCCUUAUACCUCAGGAUGGCCUGGUGCUGCCCUGUGAUGCCGCUCUGCUGUCAGGGGAGUGUCUGGUCAAUGAGAGUAUGCUUACAGGUGAAAGUGUCCCAGUGCUGAAAACUCCACUGCCAGAUGGUGAGGGAAAAUACAACUCUGAGACUGAGCGCAGACACACUCUCUUCUGUGGGACCCAGCUCAUUCAGGCCAAAGGCGGAGGACCAGAAGGUGCUGGUGCCGUUGCUGUGGUGACCAGUACUGGGUUUUUCACAGCCAAAGGUAACCUGGUCAGCUCCAUUAUGUAUCCUCAGCCGGUUAACUUCCGCUUCUACCAAGAUGCUAUCAAAUUCCUACUGAUCUUAGGUGUUAUUGCAAUAAUAGGCACCAUUUACAAUAUAGUCACCCUCUACAGAGCAAAUGUGCCUUUGCCAAAGUUAGUGAUCAGGUGCCUGGAUGUUGUGACUAUUGUGGUGCCACCUGCCCUGCCUGCUGCCAUCACCACUGCCACCAUCUACUCCCAGCAAAGACUGAAAAAAAUGGGUGUUUUUUGCAUCAGUCCUCCACGUAUAAAUGUCUCUGGCAAGGUCACAGUUUUCUGCUUUGACAAGACAGGAACGCUAACAGAGGAUGGUCUGGAUGUGUGGGGAGUAAUCGAGGGGGGUCCUGAUGGUUUUUCUGAGCUGGUCGCAGAGCCUAAGCUUUUGGACCCAGGGCCGAUGCUUUCAGGUCUGGCCUGUUGUCAUACCGUGACUAUACUACGAGGUCAUCCCAUUGGAGAUCCAUUGGAGCUGAAGAUGGUCGAGGCCACUGGUUGGACCCAAGAGGAACCAGAGGGAAAUGGCAAAGAGUUGGAUAAGGAGUUUGGAGGCCAUAAAGUUCUGGCUGUGAUGAGACCUCCUACUAAACAGUACCAAGAUCAAAGUUCCUCCAGCGAGCCAGUGGCCAUCGUGCAGAGGUUUCCCUUCUCUUCCGCCCUUCAGAGAAUGAGUGUAGUCACUGUGUCUGUUGGAGGUGGCUCAGCCUUCGCUUUCAUCAAAGGAUCUCCUGAGAUGGUGGCCAGUCUCUGUCAAGUGGAAACAGUUCCUGCACAGUUUUCCAGCAAACUGCGCGUGUUCUCCAGUGAAGGCCUUAGGGUUCUUGCACUUGCCUAUAAACCCCUGGAAAUCAACACUGACUUAAAGAACAUCAAAAGAGAGGAGGUAGAGAGAGGCAUGCAGUUCCUGGGCUUUCUCAUAAUGAAGAACCAGGUGAAGCCGGAGAGCGCAGGUGUUAUCGACACGUUGAGGCUGGCAAAACUGCGCAACAUCAUGGUCACUGGUGACAACAUUUUAACCGCAGUAAGUGUGGCAAAAAGUUGCGGGAUGGUGGGGGCAGAUGAGAAGGUAAUAUUCGUCACAGCCACUCCUCACACUGCCAAUUCUUUGCCAACCAUAAAGUUCACACCAGGAGAGGAAACAUCAUCAUCGCCGCUCAUCUCCACACAGAUCAGUAACGGACACCAACAUGAUCACAUCUAUCACUUUGCCCUGAAUGGAAAAUCCUUUGCUGCCCUCUGUGAUUACUUUCCCAACUAUUUGCCAAAGGUUUUAAUGCGAGCCACAGUAUUUGCACGAAUGUCUCCGGACCAAAAAACGCAGCUGGUAACAGAGCUGCAGAAACUUAACUAUCGAGUGGGUAUGUGUGGAGAUGGAGCCAAUGACUGCGGGGCGCUGAGAGCUGCUGAUGUUGGAGUCUCCUUGUCUGAAGCCGAGGCUUCUGUUGCCUCACCCUUCACUUCCAGAACUGAAAACAUCAGCUGUGUACCACUGCUCAUCAGAGAAGGCCGUUGUUCUCUGGUCACAUCAUUCAGUCUUUUCAAGUACAUGGCCAUGUACAGCCUCAUUCAGUUUUGCUCUGUCAACAUCUUGUACACUUUACAGACAACCUUGGGUGACCUGCAGUUCCUGUUCAUUGACAUUUUCCUGGUGACAUUCCUGGCUGUCGUUAUGGGACGAGGAGGCCCCAAUGACAAACUGCACACAAAGAGACCCCCAGCCAGCCUGCUGGCCCUGCCUGUCUUGGGCGGCCUCUUCAUCCACACCUGCUUGAUCGUCCUGGCCCAGCUGUCUGCGCUUUAUAUCACCUCCUCAAAGGAAUGGUUCAUUCCACUGAAUGCAACAGUUUUUGGUGCGGAAAAUUUGCCCAACAUGGAGAACACCAGUGUGUUUAGCUUGUCAGCUUUUCAGUACAUCAUCUUGGCCGUGGUGGUCACCAAGGGUUACCCUCACAAAAAACCUAUGUUCUACAACAUCAUUUUCUUCGGUCUGGUGAUCAUCCUGCUCGGUGUGGUGACCUGGCUGGUGUUGUAUCCUGGUCCACUUGUUGGUCCGACACUUAAGUUGUACAAUAUCACCGACAUGAACUACAAAAUGCUGCUUGUCGGUGUUGCUGCUCUGAACUUCCUCGCUUGUUUUGUCAUAGAGGUGUUGAUCGAUUUAGGAAUGCUUAACUGUCUUCGGUUUCUACGUGGGAGACGUCCUUCAAAGAAAAAAUACAAACUCCUGGACACCCUUGUUUCUGACUCUCCAUCAUGGCCACCCCUUGGUCAAACACUAUAUCCAACAGAACACACAGUUAUCCACUUGUCCUAGCAUCGAAUAGCUUCUUUUUAUUGGACAUUCGUCUGUCAACAUGACCAAAUAUUUAAAGUAGUAUUUACCUAUAAAAAAUAAAGUUUAUUUUAUUUAA